GCAUAAUUAUAUAAUUGUUCUUCUUAAGGUUUGAGUUUAUAAAGUUGAUAACAGCUACUCUGACAUUAGCUGUAUUUCUGAACCAUGGCAGACGAUCCGCCACGGACACCUACACCGUCCGGCAGCAGAAAAGGAAGUGGAAAAAAGGCGGCUCCAGCAUCUAAUAAAUUAGCUCCUCCUGCUGCAGCUGCGCAGAAGAAGUCUAAAGAGUCAGUCACAAAAUCAAAGUCCCAACAUGACGCUGAACCACCACAAGGAAUUGUGCCUCUGUUCAUGGCAACGAAAUCACAGGAAAUAUACGAAUGCAUAUGUGAUGAACAUGUAACAGAAGACAACCCAUAUAAACUGAUCAAAAAAGCAGACAUUAUUCAAGAUAUGAAAAUGAGAGCUGCCAUAUCAGACUUUCAUCCAGUCAAGCAACUCGUUUUGGACUACCCUGGUGAAGAACUUCUUAUCGCUUACGAUCCAGACUUUAAGUUUGGGCAAAACUUCUUCCUCUGCACGACAGAGGAAGCCAAGAUGGAACAUCUGCAUCCUGGAGGAGCUGAUGCAGAAGGAGAAGACGGAGUUGUGGCAGCUGGAGAGGAGGGGGCAGAGGAGGAAGAUAAUGCUGUUUAUGUUUAUAAACCUCCGGAAGCAAAGGAGUGGGUGACACAGGGAUCACAAGUUGAAGUGGAAGAUGAGAUUGUGGUCGAUACAAGAGAUAAAAUUCGUUUUCGUGCUUCUCGUGUUAGAAAGGAGUUUGGAGCGCCAAUUAUUUUUGAAGAUCGUGAUGCAGAUACUUCAGCAGCAGAGCAGGGAUUGGCAGCUUCUUGCUUAGCUUGUCCUUCCUAUGCUGAUACAAACUUUACAAUCAAAAAAGCAGAGCUGGAUAACGCAGUGCAAGCAGUGCCCGAACUGACGGAUGGUUCGUCACAAACAGACUGGAAACACCCAGUAACUGCAUCUGUUCAAUACGAACCACGUAUUAUAAGCGAAGAAGAAGCAAAAGUCGCCCAACAAAGCGAGGAAUUCAAACAAUUCAUUCAAGCCUCUGUGCCAAGGUUUGAGCUGGCUUUGCAGCAGAAUACUAUUAUGGAUGUUUUCUUUGAUGACUGGACAGUAUUGGGCGAGGAAGACACAAAUUUUGGAAGUAAAUCUGACAGUCACUUGAAGGAGUACCAAUCCUUUACCGAUCUCCAAUACAGCAAGGACAAGACAGUCACCUGCGUUGACUGGCACCCUCAGAUUAAAGGUGUGAUGGCAGUUGCAUGCUGUGAACGACUUACAUUCGAUGAAAGAAUCGACAACGCAAACAAACUCCUAAUGUCGCCGUCACUUAUCCUUAUUUGGAGUUUUGCCGAUCCUAUUCACCCUCAGUUGCUGCUUGAAGGACCUGACGACAUCUGCUGUUUUAAGUUUUGCCCUACCAACCCUAAUAUAGUGGCAGGGGGCUGCAUUAACGGGCAACUAGUGUUGUGGGACAUCACUGAAUACUCUGAAAAACUGAGCAGUAACAGAGGAAAUAACUCCAAAGCAAGCCAGAAAAAGGCUGCUAUGUUUGGUGAGGAAAUUCAGCCAGAAACGCCAACUAUUCGUUACUGUGCUGUAUCAGCAAUUGAAAACAGCCAUAGAAAUAUCAUAUCUUCCGUGGAUUGGUUACCUGAUCACUAUGAGCUGAACAGGUUUGGAAUCCCAGUGGAAAACCGUUUGUCUGAGUGUUGUCAGAUCAUGACUUGUGGAACAGAUGGUCAUGUUAUGGUCUGGGAUAUCAGAGCUCCUAAGGCACCAGCUAACACUAAAGACCAACAAGCAGAAAAAUCAGCACCACCAAGGCCAUUUGGGGUUUCUCAAGUUUUUAAGCAUUUAGAUCUUUCAUGGAAACCUCUAUUGAAAUUAUCCAUGGCUAAGACAGAUAGUAGUGGUGACUACAGUCCGCUCAAGUUCAGUCUUGCUGAGAAACAAGGAGCUAGAGACCAUGUUCCACAGCCGGCGGGAGAAAAGCCCGAAACGACUGGAAUGUCGAAAGUUCCUUCCGCGAAAAACCAGCGACCCCUUGAAUGUAUUGCCACCAACUACUUCCUUGGUUCUGAAGAUGGUGAAGUUAUAUAUGCGAGCUUUAAACUGGAGAAAGACAACGAAACGGGAAAAUCUAACGUACCCAAGCCUACAUGGGCGGUCGCACCGCACGAUGGGCCUGUAAACACUCUGCAGAGAAACCCGUUCUUUAGCGAUAUUUUGCUCAGUGUUGGUGGAUGGACGUUCGCUGUUUGGAAGGAGGGGGUGACUAGCGGGGCAAUUCUUCAGUCUGCUUGUGCGCCCAAGUUAUAUACAGCUGGGCACUGGAGCACUACAAGACCUGCUGUGUUUUUCCUCGGCACCAAAGACGGAAACGUCGAGGUUUGGGAUCUUUUGGACCGCACCCACGAGCCUUUGCUUGUACAGAAUGUUACAGCAGCGCAAGUCACACAGAUCGUACCAUGGGUGGUAUCGAAAAAGCAACAUUUGGUUGCGGUAUCAGACAAUGUGGGGACGCUACAUAUCUUAGAGAUCCCUUGGAAUCUACGACAUCCAGCAAGCGGAGAGAAACAAGCCGUCGAGGGAUUCUUUGACCGCGAAAUUCAGAGAAUCGAAUAUUUUGACAAGAAAGCGGUCGUACGCGCUAAUGAGCGUAGCAAGGAAAUGGACAAGAAGAAAGCUCAGCAAGCGAAGGUGGAGGAGAUGACCGACGACGCGUUGAUGGAGGAAUACAAAGCAGAAUAUGAUUCCUACAAACAACUGGAAAAGAAACUGCUUCAGCAACUCGGCCUUAUAGAAGAGGAAAAGCCGGAAAUUUGAAAAUCUUUUAACUGUUCUGUUGUUUUUUUUAUAACCGAUUCCAGCACUUUUGUGUACCGAUUUUUGCAAAUACCAAUAAAUUUUAUUUUUUGUUCUUUAA
This is a messenger RNA of Ciona intestinalis (vase tunicate), 2917 nucleotides long. Lineage: Eukaryota; Metazoa; Chordata; Ascidiacea; Phlebobranchia; Cionidae. The record is from RefSeq and is a predicted model, not a curated record.